AUGACAGCUGGGGGGCAGGGUGUUUCCAACACGAGCCCAGCACCCACAACGGUGCCCUCAGUAGUAUUCAAUACAGCGUCACCCGGAAUAACUGCAUCUACAACAUCCGACUCGACCACGCCUACAGAGGAAGCAGCAGCAGAGAAGACGGGCAGUAAAUCCAGGGCACUCACGACAGGGGCCAUUGUUGGAAUUGUUGUGGGGUGCGUCGGAGGAGUAAUACUUGUCAGUGUCGUGGCAGGAUGUCUCUGCUUCCGCCGGCGACGAGAUGCUGGCGACGAAAGAGGUGGGAGCCGUGGUGUCCAGGACAUAGUUGCCGAGAAGGAGGCACGCGCCAGUAUCCUGGACAAAGAUCAACCGGACACACCUUACUCCGAGCAAAACAGCCAACACCCGCUGCACAGGGGCCUGGGCUUGGCUGGGAGGAACGAGAGUGGUGUAGACUUGGGCAUCGGGCAGGCCAUAUCAGGCGAACGCAGUGGAAGCGUCCAUACCGAGAGCCUCCACACCAUCACAGGCGCAAACGAUCGCAACUCGGCCGUGUACUCCUCGCUGGGCGGGGCAGCCAACUCCGCCCACGGCACGCCAGUGAUCGGCUCUGGGGCAUUCGCCGGCGGCCACAGCAGCCCGCGGGCACAGACACACACACCCACGAUGUCCGUCCACGACCGCAGCUCCGCGAUGGGAUCGCCCGUGCCGCGAUCGUCGUCGCAGCUGGACCGGUCCCUGUCGCCGUACCGAGACAACGCCGGACAGCUCGACUACGUCCAACACCACCACCACGUCGUCGACGGCGCUGACCUCGUGCAGCAAGAGCACUCCAACGACAGCACGGCGCGGAGCCCCUCGUCGCUGUACUCGAACCCGCUGGACGAGCUGCAGCCCAUAUCGCCGGAGAGCGCCCACGACAACAACGGCGCUACCGGUGGCGGCGGAGGGAUGGCAUCGUCACAGCCAACGGGACACGGCCGGUCGAACACGCCGUCUGGGAUAGCCCAGCAGUACGCGCACCUCGUGGAGGACGGGAUGACCACCGACGAGAUCCGGAGGCUGGAGGAGGAGGAGCGGGCGCUUGACGAGGCGAUCGAGGCGCAGGCCGGGACGUCUGGGAGGCAGAGAUGA
Messenger RNA from Diaporthe citri, 1122 nucleotides. RefSeq lists its product as uncharacterized. The transcript has a single exon. Bases 1 to 1122 code for a protein of 373 amino acids. The record is from RefSeq and is a predicted model, not a curated record. NCBI's taxonomy places the organism in Eukaryota, Fungi, Ascomycota, Sordariomycetes, Diaporthales, Diaporthaceae.